GUGAGUGUGUUGUGAAGCCACUGUCGAUUGCACGUUGGGACCACACGAAGUUGCGACCACGUUAAAGGACGGCAGAAAAUUGUGCUACCAGUAAUCAUAAAGUUUUGACUACAUUCCUCGUGAUUCUGCUCGAAGGCAGAAGAUCACAUUUAAACAAACAACUCCUGAACUUUUUGUUGAUAUCAUGAGCUACAAUUUAAACAACUAUCAUUCAUUUCCUGCACCCGGAUCAGGGUUCAUUACAAGUGAUAUUACAGAAGUAGCAGCAGGGACACCAAGCAUCCUGAGGCACGCAUUAGGCACAAGGUUUGAGAACUUCUCGACUUUCAGUGCCUGGACUGUGAGGGGAUUGACAACUUUGCCUGCAGGAACAACCAGUGUUGAGUCCAUCCCAUUCGCCCACCAGAAUGGCAGCGAGUGGUGCAUGGUCCUUACUAAGAAUUCAGAUUGGCUUUGCCUAAGUUUUAAGCUGAAAAAGUGUGAAACUGACAGGUCUUUAAGAGCAAUGCUAAAAGCUUAUGAGAUUAUUCCUUUUGGUGUAAAACGAGAAGUAUACACAAGCAUUUGGUGUUCUCUGUCAAAAGGAGAAAAAUCUGAAUCGAAGGUCAUCAGAAAUUUGAAUACAGCAAAAAAUGAAGACGAGAUAAUAUUGCAGUGUGAAAUCUGCAUCCAGUGCAUUAUUCAGGACAAACUGCCUGUAGCAGAUGCAGUGGAGCCACACAUUGGUGUAAUGAAAGGCUUAGGCAAGAUGUUUGACGAGGAAGUACUGACAGACUUCGAUCUACACGCAGGCGACACUGUUCUGAAGGCACACAGGGCCCUCCUGUCGGUACGGAGUCCUUACUUCGCUGCCAUGCUGCAGCCACACACGAAGGAAGCGAAGGAAGGUCGCGUGGAGUUGUCUGAUGUGAAGCCGGAAGUACUGAAGCAGGUUUUGCUUUACUUGUACACAGGUGUGGCACCAGCUCUCAAGGACAUGCCGUGGGACUUACUGAUUGCUGCUGACAUGUACCAACUUCAUCAGCUGAAGGGCCAAUGUGAGAAUCACAUCGCCAGCUGUUUGUCUGUGGACAAUGCUGCAGAAACUGCUGCCAAUGCCAAAAAAUUCUCUUGUGGUGUACUGCUAGACCAUGCAGUCCUUUACAUCACACAUAACCUCUGCAAGGUGAUAGACACUCCUGGAUGGGACAAUAUUCUAACUACAAAUCCAGACGUUGUAAAGUAUAUUAGCAAGAUGAUGGACUGAUUCAGUGAGAGGAAACCACAGAACUAGAAGAGGACAGGCAGAAGUAGCAGAAUACGGACUGGAUAAAGAAAUGUCUGCAUGUAAGAUCUGCCUU
Molecule: messenger RNA, 1340 nt
Organism: Schistocerca cancellata (South American locust)
Lineage: Eukaryota; Metazoa; Arthropoda; Insecta; Orthoptera; Acrididae
Product: speckle-type POZ protein-like
Exons: 4
Coding region: 185-1246 (353 amino acids)
Biological process (GO): regulation of proteolysis; proteasome-mediated ubiquitin-dependent protein catabolic process
Cellular component (GO): cytoplasm
Molecular function (GO): ubiquitin protein ligase binding
Source: RefSeq, a predicted model, not a curated record